GUGUUUCCCGUCUUCCCCUGAAAAAAACGAAUCGAUUACAGUUUGCAGAUUUAAGUGUUUUUUGUUGUUUUAGUGCGAUAUUUUCAAGAAUCGGGAAGUGUUGAAAUCACACCGUGGUUGCAGACGAUGAGUGUUCUUGGAGUUCAUCUUUUCAUCAUUUUUUGUUCUCUGUGGAUGCUGGGAGUUAGGGCUGAUGAUCCGGCAAGAAUAUUGGAUGGAAUUUUACAAGAAAAUGCUUUCAAAGCUCUGGUUCAACCACUUACGGGUGUCUCCUACGAUGGAAAUGCCCCUUCCAACUUAGCUGGUAUAAAGGUAUCUGGAAUGAGACUCAGGUCUGGGAGUUUCGAAAGGCAGGGAGUUGAGAUUAAGGAGUUCUAUAUUCCGGAUGGAGUGGUUGUGAACCCUUCCGUCAAAAGAUUAGUUCUGGUUUACCAGAACUUGGGUAAUUGGUCGGAAGUUUAUUAUCCCAUUCCUGGUUUUACAUAUAUGACACCUGUUUUAGGGUUGUUAGCCUAUGAUGGAGAUAAUCUCUCAUCUACAGAUUUGCUGGAAUUGGAUGUAAGAGCUACUGUACAUCCAAUCUUGAUCAAUUUCGCUGAAGAAGUUAGAUUUUUUUCUGGUGGUUAUACACUUCAGUGUGUAAAUUUUGAUCUGCAAGGGAGAACGUUGCUUAGCAAUGUCCACAGAAGGAAUAUUUGCUCAACAAAAGAGCUAGGCCAUUUUGGUAUUGUGGCUGCUCCAAUAUCCCCUGCUCCAGUAUCCCCAACUCCAGUGCCGCCAGCGCCAUUGUCUCCGUCUACCAACAAGCAUCACAGAGUUUUGAAAGUGAUAUUGACUGUUAUCUUUGGCUUUAUAGCUCUAGGGAUGUUGCUGGCUGCAAUAAAGAGGAUUGAACGUACUACAUGGGAGAUGGACGAGUUGUCAAUGCAGCUCGCAGAGAUGCAAGGAACGCAGCUGCAGAGGCUUGGAAUGGAACAGGAGGAUUCUAGAAGGGACGGCUGCCGAGGCUUGCAUUGAAUAUCUUUCAUCUAUUAGUUUUGAAAAUUGUUUGCACUCUUGAUCUUAUGUUCCUAUUUUAUGUUUUUUGAGCAUAGACAUUUUUUCUUAUCAGGAUUUGAUAUGCCUUGAUUGAAAUCUGAAGUUUAAGCUUUGAAUGUGGCAUAUAACUGGAGCUAUUGGAACUUGGAUUUUGAAUUAGUUUAGAGGGUCGGAUAAU
Molecule: messenger RNA, 1216 nt
Organism: Macadamia integrifolia
Lineage: Eukaryota; Viridiplantae; Streptophyta; Magnoliopsida; Proteales; Proteaceae
Exons: 2
Coding region: 127-1017 (296 amino acids)
Cellular component (GO): membrane
Source: RefSeq, a predicted model, not a curated record